Molecule: messenger RNA, 2016 nt
Organism: Podospora pseudocomata
Lineage: Eukaryota; Fungi; Ascomycota; Sordariomycetes; Sordariales; Podosporaceae
Exons: 1
Coding region: 1-2016 (671 amino acids)
Biological process (GO): DNA-templated transcription; regulation of DNA-templated transcription
Molecular function (GO): DNA-binding transcription factor activity, RNA polymerase II-specific; DNA binding; zinc ion binding
Source: RefSeq, a predicted model, not a curated record
AUGAUCAACAGAACCUCCGAACCAUCGUAUAUCAGCGAUCUCGAGCCCCCAAGAAAAAAGCUCAGAGUUCGAAAAGGCACAAAGAGCUGCUGGGAGUGCAAGCGCAGGAAGGUACGAUGCAUAUUUUCGGUAGAAACAAACUCUGUUUGUGAUGCAUGUGAACGACGACGGUCAACAUGCCUCAGCCAGGAGUUUCCUGAUGUUGUUACACAGCACAUCAAUGGCGACACUGAGGGCCGUCUCGGUCGAGUCGAGUCUCUGGUUGAGAACCUGGCCAGAAAGAUCGACUCCCUGAAUAGUGCUCAGAGGGAUACCGAGGACAGAACACCGGACCUUCAACAGCCACCACUUCCCAGCAAUCCGGAGUCUGAAGACAAUCGGCAGACAGCAGAGCUCAGAAGAAUCGCAACUGAACUUCUGGAGGCAUGGCCUGACAAGAGUGUCUUGGAUCAGAUAUCGGAGCUUCCUCUCCAAACCUCGUUCAUGGAGCUCCUGUUCAAAGUCGGUGGCAUCUUGUCACCUAACCCCUCAGCGUCGAGCAAGCCGUCGUUGGUGGAUACAAUGCAAAAGCCGCCUCCUGGAGCACAUCCGGUUCUAAUAGCUCGCAAGGCUGUACUUCUGGGUCUGCUUCUCCAAGAUGUACCAGCAUCCUGCGUCAAACCGUUGGAAAACCACGCCAUUGGAUACCGCGAUGUAAUGUCUCGAGCGGUGGAGAGAACCAUCAGCAUGGUGACAAGUAACGAUCAGCUCACUGACUCAAUAGAGGGCAUCGAGUGCAUCAUGAUGGAAAGUAUGUAUCACGACAGAGCUGGAAAUCUACGAAGAUCAUGGAGUACAACUCGCCGGGCCAUGACGAUGGCACAGUUGAUGGGACUUCACCGCGGCAAACAAGCGAAAACAUGCCUCAACACAUUGUCAUCCAACACAGAGGCCAAUAUCGAUCCUGAGUACCUUUGGUCCCGAAUAGUGCAAUCCGACCGCUACCUCUCGCUCGUGCUUGGACUUCCACAGGGCUCAUCUGACAACUCUUUCGCAACACCAAAAGUGUUGGAGAAAUGCACCCCAGCCGAGCAAUUGCGGAGGCUUCACUGCGUUGCCGCCGGAUACAUCCUACAGAGAAACGACAUCAACGAUAUCUCCGCAACGCGGGAGAUUGACGACCUGCUCCAAAAAGCAUCAGCUUUUAUGCCACCUCGGUGGUGGCUUACCCCUGACUUUGCGCCUCGCACUGCCGAGGACGAUCUUGAGGCUCCGGACAAGACGCUUCGUCUCAUGAGCCAGGCAGUUCACUACCACCUCCUGGCACAGCUUCAUCUUCCCUAUUUGCUUAGACCCGCCUCCGACCUGAGCUGUAACUACAGCAGGAUUACUGCCGUUACCGCAAGCCGAGAAGUCAUCACACGCUUCCUGACUUUUCGCAAAGGUAAUCCAGUCAGCUCGUAUUGCCAUGGAAUCGAUUUUCUGGCUUUCAUUGCCAGCACGGCAAUGUGUAUUGCCCACCUGGAUUCACAUAGACAAAAAGUUCAGCGAGUGCUGGGUUUUGAUGCCUUGGACUUCCUAGCACAUCAACGACAGGGUGAUCGCGGUAUGUUGGAGGCGACACUGGAAGCCAUGGAGCGCAUGUCUGUGGAUGGUGAAGACGCUAUAGCGAAGAGAAUAGCGAUUUUGUUGCGGCAUCUACUCUUCAUCGAGUCAGAAGCCGCUGCUGGAGUAGUAUGCAGCUAUCGCUCGCAAUCAGAACAGCAAGCUGAGGAGGCUGAAGAGCUGGGGUGUGGUGGAACGACAACCGAUGGUGACAACAUCCUAAGAAUUCAUAUUCCCUACUUGGGAGGGAUAGUGAUUCGACGAGGUUCCGACAUGCCUGAAGGACUAGCAUGUGCGUUUGGAGAAGACGGCCAACCUUUUGAACUAGGUUCCGUUGAGAGCUGGGGCUUGCAAGGCGUGGAUACCGCAUUCUUUGACAAUCUUCUUCGAGGGGCGGGUGAGUCUGAAUCUGCUGUGUUUGAACAGCCAUAG